GCAGUCCACACUUCCAGUAAAUCUGACUUUUGGUGAUCUGCCUCUGACAACAUGAAGCUGGCUGUGCUGUUCCUCGUUGCAGUGUGCUGCUGCUGCUCUCUGGGCUUCGCAGGGUCUAAGGAGCGGAAUAAAUUAGAAGAGGUCCGGGAACAUCUGAAGAAUCUGAGAACGACUCUGCUGCAGAACAAAGGGACGAUGCUGCACUCUCCACCGCACGAUGUCGAGGACUGCUGCUACCGGUCGGCCCUCCAGUGCUUCCAUUCAAACCUGGUGGUCCACUUCAAAGCCACCAGCAAAACACAAACAAAAUUUAACAGGAGCCUUAGGCACCCCUUGACUAUAAGCGGUGUGAAACACUGUCCUCCACCAAACAACACGGUAAGAGGAAAUGUCGCCGGUUUGUUUCACUAUCUAUCAGCACGGAGAGCUCGCUCGUGUGAAAGCUGCAGACGAGGGCGUGCAAAGUUAACUUCUCCUCCUUCUCCCCCCAUCAGGCAACUAUCUGCCCCAGCUGUGACUUACAACCUAAAGUGAGCGUCGAGGUAUUCAUCGACAGGCUGAACUCUCUAAUUCAAAAGGCCAUAUCCAGACUGGGGUCGAAGUGAGAAACAGAAGAACGACGCCGAUCGACACUAAGCUGACAAUAUGCUAAACAUGGAAAAGUCUACAUGUUGUACUUUUUAAACUAGUAUUUAACUUAUUUAAUAUAUAUAUUUAUUGAGUUUAUUUAGAGGAGGUAAAUCCCAAGCGAAUGAAGAAUGUAUUUUCAGAACAGCUGCUUUGCCGCCACCCAGUGGACUGGACCAGGCAGUUUCUCGAUUUCACUCGACAAGUGGAAGUUGAUUCAUUAACAUGUUGAAGUUCUCAAAGAAUAAAAUGUAUACAAUGACAUUUAUACUGUGUAUGAUGGGCCUCAGUACAGACAUUCUUUCAUUGACCUAACUUGUACAAUUUAAAAUAUAAUAAAUAAAU
Pleuronectes platessa (European plaice) is the source of this 972-nucleotide messenger RNA. RefSeq names its product interleukin 21 (gene il21). Gene Ontology annotation, cellular component: extracellular region. The transcript is spliced from 5 exons. Gene Ontology annotation, biological process: immune response. The record is from RefSeq and is a predicted model, not a curated record. The coding region runs from base 52 to 534 and encodes 160 amino acids. Gene Ontology annotation, molecular function: cytokine receptor binding. NCBI's taxonomy places the organism in Eukaryota, Metazoa, Chordata, Actinopteri, Pleuronectiformes, Pleuronectidae.